Molecule: messenger RNA, 1192 nt
Organism: Habropoda laboriosa
Lineage: Eukaryota; Metazoa; Arthropoda; Insecta; Hymenoptera; Apidae
Gene: Rpt3
Product: 26S protease regulatory subunit 6B
Exons: 6
Coding region: 38-1192 (384 amino acids)
Biological process (GO): proteasome-mediated ubiquitin-dependent protein catabolic process
Cellular component (GO): proteasome regulatory particle, base subcomplex
Molecular function (GO): proteasome-activating activity; ATP hydrolysis activity; ATP binding
Source: RefSeq, a predicted model, not a curated record
GUUAUUAGAAUUUGCUGAAGGAGUUCUGUUUGAAGCAAUGGACGAAAUGGGUAUCAUUUUGCCUGAUAAGGAUGUUGGAGAGUUGGAUUGCAAGCCCGUAAUUGGCCACUAUACUGGUGCUGGAGAUGAACUGGAUGUUGAAGAUCUUUAUACCAAAUACAAGAAAUUACAAAGAAUGUUGGAAUUUCUUGAAGUCCAAGAAGAAUAUAUUAAGGAUGAGCAACGUAACUUGAAGAAGGAAUACUUACAUGCUCAAGAAGAAGUAAAGCGCAUACAAAGUGUCCCUUUAGUGAUUGGACAAUUUUUAGAAGCUGUAGACCAAAAUACUGGUAUUGUAGGUUCUACUACAGGCUCUAAUUAUUAUGUACGGAUCUUAUCCACUAUUGACAGAGAGCUGUUAAAGCCUUCUGCCAGUGUGGCACUUCAUAAACACAGCAAUGCUUUGGUAGAUGUUCUGCCACCAGAAGCAGAUUCAAGUAUCUCAAUGCUGCAAGCAGAUGAGAAACCUGAUAUCCAGUACAGUGAUAUUGGAGGUAUGGAUAUGCAGAAACAAGAGAUUAGAGAAGCUGUAGAACUACCUUUAACUCAUUUUGAGCUAUAUAAGCAGAUUGGUAUUGACCCACCAAGGGGUGUGUUAAUGUAUGGACCCCCUGGAUGUGGUAAAACUAUGCUUGCAAAAGCUGUAGCUAGACAUACUACAGCUGCUUUUAUUCGCGUAGUAGGAUCAGAAUUUGUACAGAAAUAUUUGGGUGAAGGGCCAAGAAUGGUCCGAGAUGUCUUCCGUUUAGCUAAGGAGAAUUCACCAGCUAUAAUUUUUGUUGAUGAGAUCGAUGCUAUAGCUACGAAAAGAUUCGAUGCUCAGACAGGAGCUGAUCGUGAAGUACAACGUAUUCUGUUGGAAUUACUGAACCAAAUGGAUGGUUUUGAUCAGACUACUAAUGUUAAAGUCAUUAUGGCUACAAAUAGAGCGGAUACAUUGGACCCUGCAUUAUUGCGUCCUGGUAGAUUAGAUCGAAAGAUUGAAUUUCCUUUGCCUGAUCGUCGGCAAAAACGUUUAAUAUUUUCAACAAUCACCGCGAAAAUGAAUUUAAGCGAAGAGGUGGACCUCGAAGAUUACGUAGCACGACCAGAUAGAAUCUCUGGUGCUGAUAUUAUUAAGAAGGAUGAAUCUGAACACGAAUUCUACAAAUAA